GCCAACAUUUCACACCACAAACCCAAACCCUAAUCCCUAAUCUCAGUUUUUCACCCUUCUCUUAUCUUCUCUCUCUGCUUGUGCUUUCUUUGAACUGCAAACCACCAUGUCUCACUUUGGAAGGUCCGGUCCCCCAGACAUCUCCGAUACCUACUCUCUCCUCGUACUCAACAUCACAUUCCGUACAACUGCCGACGACCUAUUCCCUCUUUUUGACAAGUACGGUAAGGUCGUCGACAUCUUCAUUCCCAAAGAUCGAAGGACUGGUGAAUCGAGGGGCUUUGCGUUUGUGCGGUACAAGUAUGCUGAUGAGGCUCAAAAGGCCGUCGAUAGGCUCGACGGAAGAAUGGUUGAUGGUCGUGAAAUAACUGUCCAGUUUGCAAAAUAUGGGCCUAAUGCUGAGAGGAUUCACAAAGGAAGGAUUAUUGAAACAUCCCCGAGGUCGAAGGGCAGGUCAAGGAGCCGCAGUCCCAAGAAAAGGCAUCGUGAUGACUACAGAGACAGGGAUCAUAGGAGGAGAAGUCGCAGCAGAAGUUAUGAUAGGUACGAACGUGACAAGUACCGUGGGAGAGACAGAGAUUAUCGCCGUCGAAGCAGGAGCCGUAGUGCCAGUCCUGGUUACAAGGGUCGUGGAAGGGGACACUAUGACGAUGAGCGUCAUAGUAGAAGCAGGAGCAGAUCAGUGGAUAGCCGCUCCCCUGCACGACACAGUCCUAGUCCUCGAAGGAGCCUGUCCCCUCAGAGGAGUAUUUCCCCUAGAAGGAGUCCUUCCCCUAGGAAAAGUCCCCGGGGUGAAAGUCCCGAUAAUCGUAGCCGUGAUGGACGGUCUCCUACACCACGCAGUGUCUCACCACGUGGUCAUCCUGAUCCUUCGCGAAGCCCAUCCCCCCGAAAUUCUAAUGGUGAUGAAUAAGCUGUUUUCAUGAAAAAUUCUGGAGACACGUUGUCUAGUGCAACAUGUUGCUGUUUUGAUAUUGUUGAAUCUGUUGGUCAAUGUGAAUGGUCUUAUGCUUAUCAGAGUCGUUGAAGGAUUUUAUGAUCUAAGUGCUGUUUGUUAUGAUCGGGAAAAGUGAUGGGGGCGUGAUAGGUGCAUGUUGACAUUGUUGCUGUUGAUGCUGUUUCUAUAUCAUUGAUGAUUGGU
Molecule: messenger RNA, 1141 nt
Organism: Gastrolobium bilobum
Lineage: Eukaryota; Viridiplantae; Streptophyta; Magnoliopsida; Fabales; Fabaceae
Product: serine/arginine-rich splicing factor SC35
Exons: 9
Coding region: 107-913 (268 amino acids)
Molecular function (GO): RNA binding
Source: RefSeq, a predicted model, not a curated record